Messenger RNA from Linum tenue, 2614 nucleotides. Lineage: Eukaryota; Viridiplantae; Streptophyta; Magnoliopsida; Malpighiales; Linaceae. The record is from the annotation of a GenBank genome assembly.
UGCCCUAAGUGGGAUAGAUCCACCCUUCUCUCUCUUACUUUUUUUUCAAAUUUUUCCUCUGUCUUCUCUCUUCUCCUCCAGCCCCUCUGCUUGGGUUUUUGCAGGGGUUGCCGCCGGCACCUCUUGGUGACCGGCGGUAGCCCAUUUUUCUUUCAUCUUCCUUGCUUUUUUAUGCUUCCUUGCCACCUGUUUGGCCUUUUUCAAUCGGAUUUUCCAGCUUUUUAGCUUCUUCUGCCUUUAUGGCCUUUCGUUGCCCUGUUCUAGGGGUUCCUUUCUGGAUUUGCUCUCCUUGGAGUUGGGUUAUGCAUCUAGAGGUCUCCUCUUUAGAUGGUGGGUUCAACAACAUGCAUGGUGAAUCGAUUCAUUGUUUUCCCCUCCGUUCCCCCUGUUGGUAGUCAUUUGCCUCUUGGUCGGCGUCGGUGGAAGGAAGGCGAUGUCUGGCCCUUCACUACAAGAAAAUUGAUCUUUCAUAACGGGAUUUUAAUUACGGGAUUUUUCCCAUUGCUAAAUAUUUUACGGUUGUCACGGGAAAUAGUUCCCAUAAUUAAUUGAGCUGGACAAUCUUGAUUUACAAUGGGAUAUCAGCCCGUAAUCAUAGAGUGAGAGUUUCCCGUGACAGAUGAAAAAGCCAAAAUACUUGGCGGUAAACGAAAUGCAUUUGCCUCCCUUUUUUUUUUUUUUUUUUGAAACUUGCCUCCCUUUUUUUCGUUUUCGCUCCAAAGUUGGGAAAAGUGGGACUUUGUUUUGGCCAAUGAAAGAAUGGAUGAGACCCAAAAUCAUUAAAAAUAAAAACAAAAAAAAAGUGCACCUGGUUUCUCAUUUUGGCUUCCCAAAAUCCCUAGCUUGAAAUCAGAUACUCCCCACCUCCUUGUUCGUUCCCCAUCACCAGCCUCCUUGUUCCCUGCCCAUCGCCGGUGUUCCUUACCCCAUCAACAUCGUUCCUUUCCCUGUUACCUGCAUCCCUUAAACCCUUACUCCAUCCCUUCGUUCCUUCUCCCAUCGACGGUGUUUCGUCCCCCAUCGGCGCCGUUCCUUCCUUCCAUUCAAUCGUUCCUAUCACCUGUAAAAUGGAACACACCUCGCUCAUUUUGUGGAACGGGUGAAGGUCGAAUCAGUCUCGAGGGGAAGGAUUGAAAAGGUUCCUUCCUUAAACCAUAUCGUGCCGCCCUCUGUUGAAUGGAAUGCCCCUCAGCUGCAAGCAUGUCGAGCUGGGGAAGUUGAGAAGCUGAGAGCAGACCACUAAGCCGCUGAUCUCCAGCUUGCUCGAUCCCUGUAUGAGUUUCGCAUUCCGCUUGAUGAAAAAUCAUCUCCUUGCCUCUGUACAAACUCAUCUUCACACUUAAGGUUUUUUUUUGGUGCUGGUGGUUGGUAUCUAGUUGCAGAAGGGAGACUCUUGGAUUCACGGUGCCAAGUUGGGGUUUAGCUAGUAUUUGAAGGUUUGUGUGGGUCCUUUUGUUGUUAGUAGUCUUGUCCACAUACGGUUCCAUCUUGGGUUUGUGGUGACAAAAGGCUUCUGUUGCUACUAAGCUAUUGGCUUGUGGAGAACUUGGAGAUCUAAAAUGAACUGUGAACAUGUGAAGAACCAUGACAACUUGGAAGACAUCCUCAAUGAUGUUCCGGAAUUCCUAAGUAAAGAGGAUUGGGAGUGGCUCGUGAAGGAAAAGUUCCUUUGUAAAGAAUUUAAGGAAGAGAAGUUUGGAAGACCUCCAACUGUAGCUGAGCUAGUGUUUGAGACCUAUAAAGAAGGAGACACGAUAAAAGAUGAUGCAGCAAAUGAAAGACAUGCUAAAAUACUUGAGAUAAUGGAAGCAAAUCCGGACUUCACUGCACUUGAAGUGGUAGAAGCAAUCUUAGGAGAACAAAAGCGUGGUCAUGUGAUUUGUUUUGGAGGUGGCUUGAGGCCUAAGGAUUUAAAGAGCUCAACUUCCACAAAGGAUGCAACGGAUGCGAAUUUGGAAGCCCAAUUAAGACGGUCAGAUGAAGAAAAGGAAGCUCUUCAACAGUCUGUCAUCGAACUGAAGGGUACUGUUUCCGAACAAGCUGAAGAGAUGGCCAAUAUGAAGGCUGAAAUGAAGAAGUUGCAAGAGAUGUUCGCAAGUAGUCAAAAUAGACAACAUUAGAUCUGCAACACAAGUUGGUGGCUUAAACCAAGGUGAAGCAUAACAAGAGUAGUUCGACCUUGCACGUUGUGGAGUGCAAUGCUCGGAGCAUUUCGAUCCUCUACCCUUUCCACCGCCAUGUAAUCCCUCACAAGAGAUUCACUGUGUUGAGCGUCUUCGAGCGACUCCCAGGAGGCGGCAUUUGGCGUUGUAUUCAAUUGUCAUGGACUCGGUUGGAUCGGACGAGCUGAUUAUGCUUGGUGCUCUUUGAUUGGUUUGUUUGCAAGGGAGCUUUCGGUGUCUUCUGGAUCUGAUUCAAGUGUUGCUGAUGUUUUGGUUUGAUAUUUUCUGUGUUCUGUUCUUCUCGUUUUGUAUUCCUUUAACACAGAUUGUACAACCGUGUGCUUAUGUUUGGCUUGCCUUGAUCUUUUAUGGGCUUCUUUAUUUGGCUUCCCUUGUAACUUUUCUUUCAAAGAGCAAUACAAGUAAAUCCUUUGUCAAAAAAAAAAAAAAAA